Corvus hawaiiensis (hawaiian crow) is the source of this 2979-nucleotide messenger RNA. RefSeq names its product outer dense fiber of sperm tails 1 (gene ODF1). Lineage: Eukaryota; Metazoa; Chordata; Aves; Passeriformes; Corvidae. The coding region runs from base 2185 to 2838 and encodes 217 amino acids. Gene Ontology annotation, cellular component: outer dense fiber. The record is from RefSeq and is a predicted model, not a curated record. The transcript has 3 exons.
UUGUCCAUAUUCAAACUGGCCAGCUGAUAGGUUCUAUCAGGUCAUACAAAAAGCUGUAGGAAGAACAUCACUUCUGAGCCUGUGCUUACUAACCUAUGACCUAUAACCUAUGACUAACCUAAGUAAAGACAAUUUCAAAACAGAACUUGCAAGUUAGGCUUAGUAGUGGACUCACUUCAAACAUGUUUCAUUGCCUGGUCUUAGCAGAAGUCAAAAUUCACCUUGGCUUCACUGAGCAGAGACCUGCUUAAGCUGAAGCCUUCAUCAUACCACAGCGGUGUUACCCUGCUGAUUCUCCAUGUCCCAGUAACAUGCAGCAUCCACGUCUCAGCAUGCCACCAGCAGCUCCACAUUGCAUUUACAGCACCAGCUGACUUGCAGUGAAGGAGAAACACUAAGAGAUCCUCUGUACCAGAGGGAGUACUGGAACUACCCCAUCAGCAGGUACAGUAACACACUGUGUGACAGAAGUCCCUCCUUCCCCUAGGGAAACAGAGCUGAGUUGGUUCUUGAAAUGACAGACCACACCUUCAAGGUGGAGUCAAUCUGUACUCAAAACAAUUCUUAUCCAUCCAUCUACAUUCUAAGAAGUGUUUGGUGCCCCUUUCAAGUGGGGCCAGCUAGGCAGACCUACAGAAAUGUGAGUGCCACUUCCGUGUGUCUCAGAAUCACCAGCUCUACAGUGGUGACAUUGGCCAAGUCACAUGCACGAGGCUGGUUAUUCCUCCAGUGUGGGCCGGUAAUUACCCAUCCAUGCCCUGAAGGGCAGGCAAGCUCUUCCGCAGCUCACAGGAAAUAAUUACAGAGCAGCUCACCUUCCUGCAGCACAAAACUCUUCCUGAUACGUCCCAGAGGCACCAGCACCAUUACUCAUAGUGGGUGACGUUUCCCAGCCUGAUUCUCAUGCCCUACCACAGCCGUCCAUCCCACUCCCAUCUGGGGCUGGUGCAGCCCAGGACAGCACGGUGAUGCAGGGGAGUUGGGGAGGAAGUGGAGGACAUGGCUCUGGCUGUGGGAAGCAGCCUAUCAAGAAAUGCUUGUUUAACACACGGCAGAUCAGCCUGCCUCAGGAGUGAGCUGUUUCUGUAAAUCACAUAGCUUCUCGUGAGUCAGGAGCCCAACCCUUUAUUACAGAGUUGCAUAUUUUCAGAAAUCGCUGUAAUUAAGGGAUUUUUAUUGUUAACAUUUGUUGGUUUUCAUGUACCAGCCUGAGGUGGGAUCUGACUCCUUAGAACUAUUAAGUGCAUGGGUUUCUGUGUGGUACCAGCACCCAAAGGGAGUGAAAGCGUGGAAAGGGAUACCAAGCAAGCCAUCCUCGUUUGCCAAGAGAGACAGAUCAGUCCUUCUCUGAAUGCUUUUGAGGUCCCCUUUCCUAAAAAUGACAUCCACAGACUGUGGGGGCACUAUUGGAAAUGAUCAUGUAUGGCUGAGAAUGCUGAAAUUUGUAAUACUCAGCUGCUGUAAUCUGCAAACAGUGCUAAGUGGUAGAAAGAGGCAGCAACCACCUUCCAAAGCUGUUUCCAAGUACAUGCAAUCAAGAGAGUCACUGGUCAGCCACAGCAGGUGCCCACUUCUGCUCAGCCCCUAGGAAGUCACACUGAGGAUGAUCGCCAUGCAGAUCUUUAUAGAAAUUUCAUAAAAUAUAAGAAGAAAAAUAAUUGAGUUGUCUAGUCUGGCUACCCAUCCACCUCUUAUAAGUGCAAAGUGAACAAUUUGCAGCAGAAGACCAAAAGUUUAAAGUGUGUGGGGGUAACUAAAAACAGCAACAGAAGCAUGAAAAAAGCUCUUUACAGCAUAUAAUUAUUGCUUAGCUGCUGUAGUAAUGGGAAACAAGGCUACAAAUUACUUUCAGAGCUCUAUAUUUCCAUUGUUUUAAUAACUACAGCCCAUUUUUCGGAGCAUUACAAAAACAUCCUGCCUGCAGAUAGACUUUUAUGCUUUUUAAACACUGAUUGUAAACCUAAGUGCAGAUAUGUGGUUGGUGUGAGAGGGCCCCUGGGGAUGAGCAGCUCCACACAGGGGUGUUUUGGGAAGUCUCUGUAAACCGGUGUUGCCACCACUGGAUUAAUUAAUUGCAUAGUGGGCACUUGCUGACACGGUGUUUCAUCCUACUGCAGGAUUUCCUGGGAGGUUUUGGGACACAGUAAGACAAGGCAAAGCACACACUGUUCCCAAGGCGUGGCAAUGCACAGCAAGAGCACUGCUGGAUACUGUGCUUCUGCCUGUGAUGAUGGAAUGGGAAAGGGGGCAGCGGAGGAGAGCAGAGCUUGGCAAGUACCUGCUUGGUUGAUUUGUGUCCACGCAAACCUAUUUAUCCUACGUAUGGAAGACACCAUGCAGAACCUGAGGCAGAUGCAGCGGCAGAUGAGGCUGCUGGACAUGCGCCUGCAUCUGCUCCGUGAGAAGCUGUGUUCAUGCCGCCUGCACAGGCUGGCCCAUCACCGCUGCUGCCUGCACCUGCCCGACUGCCGCUGCUUGGGGAGAAGGGCCCUCGCUGCAAGGCUGGAUAUGGAGCGACGAAUGGACAGACUGAGAAGAAUUAGCAUGAUGUUGAACUCAUGCCAUAGUCAAAGCCAUUUGGCUUUGGUCGAUGUGAAGGGUUUUGACCCCAGCGACGUCUCUGUGAUUGUGAGAGACGGGAGGGUGACUGUGUCAGCAGAGCACAAGGAGGAGCACAACACCGCACUGGGAAAGACAUGUAACUACAGAAAAUUCAUGAAGGAAUUCAGCCUGCCGCCCGGGGUGGACGAGGAUGAGGUGACCUACUCUGUGGAAUCCAACAGCCUCAUGAAGAUUGAAGCGGCACCCAAGUGCUGCCCUCAUCUCUGCGACUUCUGAGCUGCAGCAGGGUGCUGAAGCCAGGCACAGUCAUUCCUCUGCCUCAUGCCUUCUCCCCAUCACAUUUAGGUCUGUCCCAGUAACUGUGUGUCAGCAGCCUCUCUUACCUCUUCCACAAAAGAAGACAGCACUCUGACCAGA